CACGACUCACCUUGGGGAAGAAUAACCCGACGAGCAAACAAAGCUCAGCCAGCGCUACUUCUACUUCUACACCGACAACAAAAUGCCCCCCGAGCGACAGCCCACACAGAAACGGCGCAGACUGCCGUUCAAACCCCCAAGCCGGGCCUCUUCAUCCGCACCAACAGCAGCAGCAGCAGCCGCGUCAGCUUCAGCAUCAUCAUCCAAGCCCAGAUCCAAAGCCACCACCACAGCAUCCUCAUCGUCCACCAAACCCAACCCAACACGAAAGAACACCACAACCACAGCACCCUCCUCCAAAGCCCGGCAACCCACCACCACCAAAUCCAAAAACAAACCCACCCUCCCCCCCCCUCCCCCCUCCGACACAGACAACGAACCGUCCGCCUCGGACGACGCAGAAGAGCAAACCCCCAACAACCCACGGCCCAAACGGCGAAGAACAUCCCCCUCUCGCUCAAACUCAAACUCAACCUCCCCCGCGCCAUCCGCUUCCGCUUCCGCCUCCCAAUCUCCUUCCAGCAAAAACAACAACAACAACGAAACCCCCGCCUCCCCCUCCCCCUCCCCGGAACCGGACUACAUCCUCGCAGAGAUCACGCACACCACCGAUCCCGCCGAGGACAUCGUCACGCGCGAGCCCGUCAUCCCCGCCAAGCUGCUGACGCGGCUGCUGCACCACCACUUCCAGCACCCGAAGACCAAGAUGGCCAAGGACGCCAACACGGUCGUCGCCAAGUAUGUGGAUGUGUUUGUGCGGGAGGCGCUGGCGCGGGCCGCGUUCGAGCGCCGCGAGGCCGUCGGCGAGGGGGCCAGUGUGGGGGAUGGGUUUUUGGAGGUUGAGGAUCUCGAGAAGUUGGCGCCGCAGCUUGUUAUGGACUUUUAGGUGGGUUUUUUGUUGGGUAAGGAUGGAGUUUGGGGGUUGAGGUACGGUUUGUUUGUUGCGCUUACGGGUUGUAGGUUUGUGAUGCGAGAUACCUGAUUUGUUUGAUAUCCUUCUGUUGUAGAGAAAUUAGCGAAC
Messenger RNA from Aspergillus fijiensis CBS 313.89, 1021 nucleotides. Its product is annotated as CENP-X/MHF2 family protein. Gene Ontology annotation, cellular component: FANCM-MHF complex; Fanconi anaemia nuclear complex. The record is from RefSeq and is a predicted model, not a curated record. Lineage: Eukaryota; Fungi; Ascomycota; Eurotiomycetes; Eurotiales; Aspergillaceae. Gene Ontology annotation, molecular function: protein heterodimerization activity. Gene Ontology annotation, biological process: kinetochore assembly; resolution of meiotic recombination intermediates; replication fork processing. The transcript has 2 exons. Bases 83 to 886 code for a protein of 267 amino acids.